AUGGCUUACAACGAUGAUGCCGUGCUGGCUCGUCUCUCUGCCCUCAAUGAGAGUCAUGACAGCAUUGCAACUGCAGCCCAAUGGAUCAUGUUCCAUAAGCGGCAUGCAGACCGGACUGUCCAGAUAUGGCUCCAGAAGCUUAAGGAGUCUCCGAGCACUCGUCGGCUCAAUCUGAUUUAUCUUGCGAAUGAGGUCACCCAGCAGUCAAAAGCCCGGCACAAGGAUGACUUCCCUCUGGCAUUCGCACCGAUAAUCGCUGAGGCUGCCUCUGUUGCGUACAAGGGAGCCACUCCUGAUGUCCAGAACAAGGUCCGCCGGGUUGUCGAAGUUUGGAGGGACCGUGGAGUAUUCGAACUCCCCAUCCAGGCUGCUAUUGAAUCUCGCAUCGAAGAGCUGGACAAGGCCAGGGGCGCCGGUAAGAGCGGGCUGAGCAACUCUAGCAUUGGCGGCCCAGCUGUGCCAUCGGAACUUGCACCACUGGUCACAUCAGCACAGAGUGUGUCUAAGUUGGCACUUUCCCUGAAGGCAAAGACGACCAGCGCCGAGCAAGAAUACGCCAAGAACACAGACCCGAAGCAGCCAACACCAUCUGCGCCCGUUUAUGCAGCCCGUCUGAACGGCUUGCUGAAAACCCUCGCCACUGCCGAGGGCGCCGUUGCUGAGUGUGUCAAGGCAAGGACGGAGCUCAUCGGGGCCCUCGAGAAGCUGCUCGGUACGAACAAGGCCAGCCUGGAGACCGAGCAGAGGCAGUUGGCAGAACUCGCCGAGAGGAAAACCACUAUCGAGCAGAAAAAGGCUGAUGUUGAGAUGGCAAUCAUGCGAGGUCUGGCCGACCAAGCCCCAGCCAACCGUGAUGGUCAAUCGGCUAGUCCCGUGCCUGAGCCCGACAGACCCGAGGUCGAGGCCUUAACGCCACCGCCUAUUGAAGACGACACCGACAUCUACAACGCUCAAGGGACAGAUUCCUUUGAACCUUUGCCUGCACAAGACUCUGCUAAUGCUCAAGCUCAGCAGCCUACAGGUCUUGAGACACUCUCGAGUCUGGCUUCUCAGUACUCGGCUGUGCCCGUCGCCACGAAUGGAUCGAGCGGAUCGAACAAGAGACGAAAGCUUGAUUCUGCAGACGAAAUUCCGGAUCUCGGUGAGGAUGGGAUCGACCCAAACAUCGACGAGAUGAUCCGCCAAUGA
This is a messenger RNA of Diaporthe amygdali, 1188 nucleotides long. RefSeq lists its product as uncharacterized. Gene Ontology annotation, biological process: mRNA 3'-end processing. Gene Ontology annotation, cellular component: RNA polymerase II, holoenzyme. The record is from RefSeq and is a predicted model, not a curated record. Bases 1 to 1188 code for a protein of 395 amino acids. NCBI's taxonomy places the organism in Eukaryota, Fungi, Ascomycota, Sordariomycetes, Diaporthales, Diaporthaceae. Gene Ontology annotation, molecular function: RNA polymerase II C-terminal domain binding. The transcript has 4 exons.